AUGGUGAAUCGUGGUGCGAGCAAAGGAUGUUUCAAAUGCAGAGCUCGCAAAGUCAAGGUCUUCCACCCACCUCGUGGACCCAAAGAGCAAUCUUCUGCCGAUCGCGACCAUCGUAAUGAACCAUCUACCAGAGCGUUUUGUGAAAUCAAAGGACUCUCUGACCUCGGCCGUUACAAUAUCUCCAAUCUAUUCGCCUUGACCGAGAGCUCGGAAAAUCAGGCGAUCUGCUACUAUUUCGAGCAUUUUACACCGCGUAUCAAUGGCUAUUGGACAGACCUACUACCCACCAUUUACGCGAAAGAACUGUCCAGCUCGCUACUUAAUGUAGCCACCUUGUCCAUGGCGUACAGUUUUAUCUCCCUUGAGCCUGGGUUUGAUCAUUUCAAGACACUAGCGAUAUCUGAGUAUCAACGUAGUGCAAAUGCAAUGACCGAGAACGAUUCGAUACCGUCCCCGUUUUCCCUUGACCUGAUUUCAUCUUAUAUCGACAGCGUUUCAUCCCAAUAUCCCACGAUCAAUGCUGAAAUGGAUGAUUACUAUUUAUUGGCAAGGCAAAUCACGUGUCUUGGAGGUCUACUUUUGAGAGCCCGAGACCUUCUUGAGGGUCCUGAAGCAGCAAAUGUGUCGCGCGAACAUAUAAUCAACCUCUACCAUGAAGCAAGAGGCUUUGAUCUAGAGAUACAGCGGUGGCCGUCGCUGCGUUCCGACAGACGUCCUCGCAGGUCUCUUCGUCUUGACAAGGGUCAUAUACCAUUUGACGAAGCAGUAUACCCAACAAGAAUCGAUAUAUACGCAAGUAUUUCCCAAGCGGCUUCUUGCUGUGCCUGGCGGCUAGCCCGCGUUAAGGUCCUAGAAGUGCUCAUCGCAAUCACACCCCACCUCAACUUGUAUGCGGCUGCGGGUGAGGAGGAAGUCUUCCGUCGAGAGCUAAGUGACUAUGAGGGGAUCAUGAGAGAAUACAUAGACGACAUUUGCGCGGCUGUACCAUACUUCCUUUGCCCCAUUGCACCAGAGAGCAUCGCCAAAUCUUACCCACACCCACCUGGACAGUCCUAUAUGCCAGAAAUAUCGGGCCUGGAUCUAGUCAGUGGGAUGUCACAAAUGAACCUUGUGGUCUUCCAUGCAUCUUUGUGUGAAUGCGCUCCACGAAGCCAGCGACAGUGGCUGCAGCCAUACCUCACCCUACUUUCAAGGGAUACCAGAGAUAAAGAAAUAGCAACUCGGCUACAACCUAACAUAGACGUGGUUGAGAAAGCGGAUGCUGCACGCUUUGUAGCUGCUCUGUCGGGACCAUAUUGUAAGGCAGAUUAA
Messenger RNA from Bacidia gigantensis, 1311 nucleotides. RefSeq lists its product as uncharacterized. Bases 1 to 1311 code for a protein of 436 amino acids. NCBI's taxonomy places the organism in Eukaryota, Fungi, Ascomycota, Lecanoromycetes, Lecanorales, Ramalinaceae. The transcript is spliced from 3 exons. The record is from RefSeq and is a predicted model, not a curated record.